Messenger RNA from Pocillopora meandrina, 4347 nucleotides. Lineage: Eukaryota; Metazoa; Cnidaria; Anthozoa; Scleractinia; Pocilloporidae. The record is from the annotation of a GenBank genome assembly.
UUGCCUACAGGAGCCGCUGCUUGUGUUGAAUUGAAGAGAUUUGAAGAAGCAAUCACUUGGUGUGAUAAGGGACUAGCUGUAUCCUUUGAAGAAAUCUUUCAUUUUUAACCGUAGGUAUAAUGGAAAUAGUUUCCAUAAUUUGAUGUUUCAAGGGAGAAAAUACAAAGAAGGGUAUUAAUUAUGAUGGGAACUUGUCAGCUCACAUACUUUAAGUGUGUGUUAUUAAGAAACUUAGGAAAAGUUAUUACCUCAUGACUUAUUAAAGAUAUUACUCCUUUUAGCCAAUUUGACUUAGUUAUACUAUCCAUGCCAAUAACUGAUACAUUAGUUUAGAUAACCCUUUAAUUCACAGACCAAGUUUGUAAUUAUCCUUACUGUUAACCGUACGAUUUUUGUAAUGUUAGUUCAAAGAAUUCAGCAUUGGAUCAACUAAUUAUCCCCAAAUUGAUAUUUUUUUUUUACUCUCAACACUCAUCUGAUUGAUAUUGUAUUGCUAUUGUAAGGAGAAAUUCUCUCUUGGUCACUCAUGGGAGUUAAAGGGUUAAAAUACUAAUAUUCAUCCAGUUUAUACAUGGUACGUGGGUAGAUGAUCUCUCUAAAACAAGCCAGAACAAAAAGCUCGGUAAUGUUUAGAUAUCUUAUGCAGAUUUUCUUGCCUUCGACCUUUUUCCACUACUUAGAGACUCGGAAACUUUCGUCCUGCUUUCCUAUGGACAAAUAAAAAUUUUAAAGACACGUAUUGGUGUUGUAGACUCAUUUCUUCCACUGCUGUAAAACAUUCGUCUGAUGUUAAAGCUAUAUUAAUUUAAAAAUUGAGCAAGUGCUGCUCACUUUUUGGAAACUAGGGAUUAAAUUUAGAUAUUUCGCGUUAAAUAUUUAGGCUGCACACUGAAAAAAGAUUUUUUGAAAUGUAAAUUUACUUCAUAACUGACUUUAAGACUGAAUGUUGAUAAAACAUCUAUCUUUCAUGCAAGCCCUCCUAAUGGGCCAUUUUAUAGUUGUGUACUUAGUUGCCAAGCCUUUGAUUUGGAUUAAAGCUGAAGAUGACCUUGUUGAGAUAGAGACCAGUAUCUAGAAACGAUAAUAACAAAGCAGUUUGCUUUAAAUAGCAGCAAUGUUUUUAUCACAACAAGGUCACCCUUAGCCACACUCCUGUUCAAAGGCUUGGGAACCAAGCACGCAAAUGUUAAAAUGGACUAUCAUAAAUCAAUAUGAUCAGAAAAAUAAUAUUUUUUUGUUUUUUCCAAAUUUUUAACCCUUAACAUAAAAAAGAUUGACAAAAACAAUAGGAUCUUGUUGUCAUUAAGACUUCAGUCUGUCAGUGAAGUGGCAGAUAAGUCCAUGGAGGAAAAAGAUCCUAUUAGUCAUGACAACGGUAGUGCAAGUUCAGGUGAUGUCAAGAAAGUCAUAGGUCUCUAUAAUCGGGGAGAAGAAGCCAUAGAGUACCUCAACCUAUAUCUUAAAAAAACUAAAGAAGUAGGAGACAAGCAUGGGGAGGGUAACGCUUAUGGCAAUCUUGGCAAUGCUUAUCACCGUCUGGGUGAUUUCAAAAAAGCCAUAGAGUACCACAACCUACAUCUUAAAAUAGCUAAAGAAGUAGGAAACAAGCAUGGGGAGGGUAACGCUUAUGGCAAUCUUGGCAAUGCUUAUCAGAGUCUGGGUGAUUUCAAAAAAGCCAUAGAGUACCACAACCUACAUCUUAAAAUAGCUAAAGAAGUAGGAGACAAGCAUGGGGAGGGUAACGCUUAUGGCAAUCUUGGCAAUGCUUAUGAGAGUCUGGGUGAUUUCAAAAAAGCCAUAGAGUACCACAACCUACAUCUUAAAAUAGCUAAAGAAGUAGGAGACAAGCAUGGGGAGGGUGGUGCUUAUGGCAAUCUUGGCAUUGCUUAUAAGAGUCUGGGUGAUUUCAAAAAAGCCAUAGAGUACCACAACCUAAAUCUUAAAAUAGCUAAAGAAGUAGGAGACAAGCAUGGGGAGGGUAACGCUUAUGGCAAUCUUGGCAAUGCUUAUGACCGUCUGGGUGAUUUAAAAAAAGCCAUAGAGUACCACAACCUACGUCUUAAAAUAGCUAAAGAAGUAGGAAACAAGCAUGGGGAGGGUAACGCUUAUGGCAAUCUUGGCAAUGCUUAUCUUAGUCUGGGUGAUUUCAAAAAAGCCAUAGAGUACCACAACCUAGCUCUUAAAAUAGCUAAAGAAGUAGGAGACAAGCAUGGGGAGGGUAACGCUUAUGGCAAUCUUGGCAAUGCUUAUCACCGUCUGGGUGAUUUCAAAAAAGCCAUAGAGUACCACAACCUACAUCUUAAAAUAGCUAAAGAAGUAGGAGACAAGCAUGGGGAGGGUAACGCUUAUGGCAAUCUUGGCAAUGCUUAUCACCGUCUGGGUGAUUUCAAAAAAGCCAUAGAGUACCACAACCUACAUCUUAAAAUAGCUAAAGAAAUAGGAGACAAGCAUGGGGAGGGUGGUGCUUAUGGCAAUCUUGGCAAUGCUUAUCAGAGUCUGGGUGAUUUCAAAAAAGCCAUAGAGUACCACAACCUAGAUCUUAAAAUAGCUAAAGAAGUAGGAGACAAGCAUGGGGAGGGUGGUGCUUAUGGCAAUCUUGGCAAUGCUUAUGACAGUCUGGGUGAUUUCAAAAAAGCCAUAGAGUACCACAACCUACAUCUUAAAAUAGCUAAAGAAGUAGGAGACAAGCAUGGGGAGGGUGGUGCUUAUGGCAAUCUUGGCAAUGCUUAUUUAAGUCUGGGUAAUUUCAAAAAAGCCAUAGAGUACCACAACCUAGAUCUUAAAAUAGCUAAAGAAGUAGGAGACAAAUCCUUGGAGGCAAUUGCCUACUAUUCAUUAGGAUGCGUUUUUGAGUUGCAAGGUGGACUGCCAAAAGCCGUUGAACAUUACCAAGCUAGCAUAAACUUAUUCAAUUCCUUGAGAGAACUUCUAAAAUCAAAAGAUGAGUGGAAAGUUAAUUUUCGAAAUCAGCAUCAAAUGGCGUAUACGGGUUUGUGGAGAGUUCUCGUAGAACAAGGUAAUGUAGAUGAAGCCUUAUUUGUUGCUGAGAAAGGACGAGCUCAAGCUCUCACCGACCUCAUGGAAUCCAGUUUUUGUGGUGGAACAAUUCACCACAAGGGAGAAGAUGAAGAUUUCACAGUUUUAAAAAACGUUCCAUCAAACACUGUCUUUCAGGCAGUGGACAAAGCUAACGUCAAUCUUUGGGUUGUUUCCGAAGGAAAACAAGUUCGGUUAAGACAAAAUAAACUCAAAGGUUUUGUUUCAGAGAAUAGUGGAGUUAGCCAGUCCUUUGAGUCGUUCAUGCUCGGUGUCUAUACACAACUUGGUGUUCGUUCUAAUGUGAGAUGCGAGAAUCGAUCUUUAGAUGCUUUGAGGGAGGGCCGUUCAAAAGUGGAUGAGAAAACCAAAGAAGCCAACCCUCAACCUCAUAUCCAACAAGACGGAUACUUGAGCACUUUGUAUGAUAUCGUUAUGAAGCCGGUGGCUGACUUGAUUGAAGGGGAUGAGCUACUCAUUAUUCCUGAUGGACCCCUGUGGAUCGCUCCUUACGCUGCAUUGAAGGAUGGUAAUUCUAAAUACCUGUGUGAAUCGUUCACAAUCCGAGUCGCUCCAUCGUUAGCAAGUCUUAGACUCAUUGCCGAUUGCCCAGAUGAUUAUCACAAAAGCAGUGGUGCGUUACUUGUAGGAGAUCCGUGGGUAUCCGAGGUUACUAACAGCGAGGGAGAGAAAGUCCUCGAGCAGCUUUCGUGUGCUAAAGAAGAAGUAGAAAUGAUCGGAAAAAUUCUGAAUAUCACGCCAAUCACUGGCAGACAAGCCACGAAACGUGAGGUGUUGAAAAGACUCAGUUCCGUUUCCUUAGUUCACUUUGCGGCACACGGAUGUCCGGAAACUGGCGAAAUUGCUCUUACACCUGACCUAGACCGAAUAUCUACUGUGCCUACGGAGAAGGAGGAUUAUAUUUUAACGAUUCGAGAUGUGUUGAAUGUUCAACUUCGCGCCAAACUUGUUGUGCUCAGUUGCUGCCACAGUGGUCGGGGCGAGAUCAAGGCUGAAGGUGUGGUUGGCAUUGCGCGCGCUUUUAUGGGAGCUGGUGCUCGGUCUGUUGUGGUGUCCCUGUGGGCGAUUGAUGAUGAGGCUACUCUCCAGUUCAUGAAAUGCUUUUAUCAACACCUUGCAGAAGGUAAACCUACAAGCAAGUCACUGAACCUGGCCAUGAAAAGCCUCAGAGAAUCAGAUGAGUUCCACGACAUCAAAUACUGGGCGCCCUUUAUGCUGAUUGGAGAUGACCUCACGUUUGACCCGAUGGCAAAGGAAAGAGAAAAUUUGAAUAGAAAAUCAAAUAAAUGA